Molecule: messenger RNA, 1071 nt
Organism: Fomitiporia mediterranea MF3/22
Lineage: Eukaryota; Fungi; Basidiomycota; Agaricomycetes; Hymenochaetales; Hymenochaetaceae
Exons: 5
Coding region: 1-1071 (356 amino acids)
Source: RefSeq, a predicted model, not a curated record
AUGCCUGUCUCAACUGUCACAACUUUCUCACUUUCUCGCCGGUCUUCGUCUUGCUCGUCAAAAUGCUUUGCUAGCCCAUCACCCUUGAAGGUUACUGCUACUUUCACUAGAUGCAUAUUCCCAGUGGAAAUACUUGAACUAAUUGUCCGCGAGGCUUACAACUCUGAUCACACCUUCACUUCUAUUGCUGGAUUUGCAUCCGCUUCAUAUGCUUUUCGAAGGAUCGCACUCCCUUAUAUCCUUUCCCAUGUGCAUAUUGGCUCUCAGAAGUUCUGGGCGGAUGGUAUGCCUGACGUCCGUGAUCUUAGUCGUUGGGUCAGUGGUGUGGCGCAAGCACUGGUCGUCCCAGAAGCCGUCCAGCUACGCUCUUUUCGUCUCUUACGCACGGUGCAUAUUGUCUUCAAGGCUGAAACUCUGGCUAACAUCCAGCGGAUAAUAUUCCCACUUCUUUACAACCUUCCUGAAGCGCUCACUGAACUCAGCCUCACGGACCUACCUGAAAUAAGUAUGAAUAUGCUGGAUAGCAUUGCUCAGAAAUUUCGUCACCUCCAUAAACUUGAACUGAACUGCGCGGAACGACUUGACGUUUCAUGCUGCUGGGACUGCUUUGAAGAAAGCGCGAGCUGUAUCUGGCAUUCUCCCAUCCCUGAGGUGUUUUAUAGUCCGGAAGACUUCAUUAUGACACUAAGGAAUACUCUGCGGCCACUCUCCAAACUGCAGCACUUGCACCUAGGAAUAUUCCUUUCGAUGGAGGACCUCAUGUACGAACAUUUCGCGCAUGCAACUCAUCUACAUUCACAAGGCCUUAUUGGUGAGAGGCCUUUCGGCCCAGAAUGGUGUGUACCCUGUUUCGAUAGGUACGCAGAGGAUGUCCGCCUUGUUGAGUUACAGUCGACUCUUGCGCUUGCUCAAACGCUGAAGGAGCUUCGGACCGUGACAUGGGCUUCGUUUUUCGGACGUCAGCUCCAGGAAAUGGAUGGUCGGAAAACUACAAUCUGGGUAUUUCGAAAGGACGGAACCCUACGAGUUCGACGCAAACCGUGGACACCUCAAACGACGGCGUCGAAGUGA